This is a messenger RNA of Protopterus annectens (West African lungfish), 1927 nucleotides long. It is a transcript of the gene HNRNPL, whose product is annotated as heterogeneous nuclear ribonucleoprotein L. The transcript is spliced from 13 exons. Gene Ontology annotation, biological process: mRNA processing; regulation of RNA splicing. Gene Ontology annotation, cellular component: nucleus. NCBI's taxonomy places the organism in Eukaryota, Metazoa, Chordata, Ceratodontiformes, Protopteridae. The coding region runs from base 66 to 1724 and encodes 552 amino acids. Gene Ontology annotation, molecular function: mRNA binding. The record is from RefSeq and is a predicted model, not a curated record.
GAGGUGGAGUUAAAAUCGUGUCUUAAAUUUUUUCUCCGCCAUAUUAUUUCUUUUUCACGAGUAUAAUGUUGAGCAUUGAGGGGAAGAUGGCGGCAACAGGGUCUUCUGGUCUUUCAGUGUCCUCUCAACAACAAGGCGGUGGUGGAGGUCGUUAUUAUGGAAAUGAAGGGCGAGCAGCAAAACGCCAAAAGACCGAAUCUAACGAUCAUGGAGGAAAUUCAGAUGGUUAUGAUGAUCCUCACAAGACUCCUCCAUCUCAAGUUGUCCAUGUGCGAGGGUUGGUUGACGGAGUCAUGGAAGCAGAUUUAGUUGAAGCCCUUCAAGAAUUUGGCCCGAUCAGCUAUGUAGUUGUGAUGCCUAAAAAGCGUCAGGCUCUUGUUGAAUUUGAAGACAUGCAUGGAGCAUGUGCUGCUGUGAACUAUGCUGCAGAUAAUCAAGUUUAUAUCGCAGGACAUCCAGCAUUUGUAAACUACUCAACCAGCCAGAAAAUUUCUCGUCCUGGGGAGUCUGAUGACUCGAGAAGUGUGAAUAAUGUGUUACUUUUCACCAUCUUAAAUCCUAUCUAUUCAAUUACAACGGAUGUUCUCUAUACUAUCUGUAAUCCUUGUGGUCCUGUUCAGAGGAUUGUCAUUUUCAGAAAAAAUGGUGUCCAGGCUAUGGUUGAAUUCGACUCUGUGCAGAGUGCUCAGAGGGCAAAGGCAUCAUUGAAUGGAGCAGAUAUUUACUCUGGAUGUUGCACUUUGAAAAUAGAGUAUGCAAAGCCCACACGUCUUAAUGUGUUCAAAAAUGAUCAGGAUACGUGGGAUUAUACAAAUCCUAACCCCGGUGGGCAAACCGACUCUACAAGCAAUCCAAACAAGCGACAGAGGCAGCCUGCCUUGCUUGGCGACCAUCCACCAGAUUAUGCCCCACAAGGUGGAUAUCAUGGCUACCAUGAAGAUUCGUAUGGACCACCACCUCCACCUUAUGAAGGAAGACGAAUGGGACCGCCACCUCCUCCACCUGGGGCUAGCCGCAGAGGCCCAUCACGCUAUGGUCCUGGACAGUAUGGACCACCACCACCGCCGCCACCACCUGAAUAUGGCAUGGGUUCUGAAAGUUCUGUUCUAAUGGUAUAUGGGUUGGAUCCAAAGAUAAACUGUGAUAGAGUUUUCAACCUGUUUUGCCUUUAUGGGAAUGUCGAAAAGGUGAAGUUUAUGAAGAGCAAACCUGGAGCAGCUAUGGUUGAAAUGGCCAACGGUUAUGCAGUUGAUCAUGCCAUCACCCAUUUGAACAACAACUACAUGUUUGGACAGAAGCUUAAUGUUUGUGUUUCUAAACAGCAAGCAAUUAUGCCUGGUCAAUCAUAUGCACUGGAAGAUGGAUCAUCCAGCUUCAAAGAUUUUGGUGGAUCACGGAACAACAGGUUUUCAACUGCGGAACAAGCAUCAAAGAAUAGAAUUCAGCACCCCAGCAAUGUGCUACACUUCUUCAAUGCACCUUCACAAGUCGCAGAAGAGAACUUUCAUGAGAUUUGUGAAGAGCUGGGUGCUAAGAAGCCAACUUCCAUUAAAAUCUUUGCUGGAAAAAGUGAAAGAAGCUCUUCUGGUUUACUUGAGUGGGAGUCGAAGAGUGAUGCUAUGGAGGCUUUGGCACUAUUGAACCACUACCAGAUGAAAAAUCCAAAUGGACCCUAUCCGUAUACUUUGAAGCUCUGCUUUUCCACUGCCCAACAUGCAGCAUAAGACACAAAGUUUAUCUGAUUCUGGAUUCCACAAUGUUUUGUGAAUUGUUUUAAUUUUUGUACAUGAAUUUAGGUAGUCAUGUGAAUGUGCCAAGUAGUAAGCACAUUUGAAGUAUUUGGUAGUUGUCAUUUGUACAGUGAAUUUUUGUUAAUGCUGCAUAUAACGGCACUACAUUUCAUUAAACUUGUUUUUUUUUUAAAGUG